Parastagonospora nodorum SN15 is the source of this 1599-nucleotide messenger RNA. RefSeq lists its product as hypothetical. The transcript has 5 exons. Gene Ontology annotation, cellular component: plasma membrane. Bases 60 to 1490 code for a protein of 476 amino acids. Gene Ontology annotation, biological process: zinc ion transmembrane transport. The record is from RefSeq and is a predicted model, not a curated record. Lineage: Eukaryota; Fungi; Ascomycota; Dothideomycetes; Pleosporales; Phaeosphaeriaceae. Gene Ontology annotation, molecular function: zinc ion transmembrane transporter activity.
GCGCUGGCACAACUUUGACAGCAUUCACCCACAGGCUCGCUUGACCACCAGCCUUGAACAUGGUUUCAGCCACAUCUCUUGUAGCCUUGCUCUUUGCAGCAUGUGCUGCUGCACAAAGUGUAACGCCGGCUCCUACGUCUACUAGUUCAUCGAAGCCAACAAUCACCGCGGUGUCGGAUUGCCAUCCCCAUGGCACCGUGAACUGGUGUAUGGUCGGAACCGAAGAGUACCAGGUUGUCGGGCCCACGAGGACCCAGGACAUGCAACCACAGUACACCGACUGCCAUACACACGGAACCCAGACAUACUGUGUUGAUGAUGCGGGCGAGGAUGUUCAAAUCCUGGUUGAAGCAGCCACAACAGGCGCUGAGAGCACUCCUACUGGGACUGCAGGGCACAGCGAUGGACAUAGCGACGGCCAUGCUUCAGAAGAGCCCGCUGGUUCUGGCGAGCACUGCCACGACCAUGCUGGAAUCCCUCACUGCGUUGGUGGUAGCACAGAGGAGAAAUCCUGCGAUGCACCUAACCGCGAAUACAACAUCCCGCUUCGCGUGGGCUUGCUCUUCGUUAUCCUCGUGACCAGCGCCUUUGGAGUGUUCAUGCCAAUUCUCACCACCCGCUUCAACAUCAUCUCGCAGACGAACAUCAUCUUCGUCAUCCUGAAGCAGUUCGGCACGGGCAUUGUUAUCUCGACUGCCUUUGUCCAUCUCUUCACCCACGCAGACUUGAUGUUCAGUAACUCCUGCCUCGGCGAGCUUCAAUAUGAAGGCACUACAGCUGCCAUCUUCAUGGCUGGUCUCUUCCUAUCUUUCCUUGUCGACUACCUCGGUGCUCGCUUCGUGCAGUGGCGCCAGAACAAGCACGUCAGUGGCAGCGCAGAAGUGCCAGCUGCUACAGGCGACGACAAAUCUGCCGGAUCCGGAACGGCUUCCCAGGAUACCGACGUCUUGCGUGGUCAUGGUCACGGUCACGCCCACGGGGUAGCGCGCGAACCUACACCAAUGGAGGAGAAGAUCAAUGUCAUGAACUUGGAGGCUGGUAUCAUCUUCCACUCUAUUCUCAUUGGUAUCACACUUGUUGUUUCCGGCGACAACUUCUUCAUCACGCUGUUCAUCGUCAUCCUCUUUCACCAAAUGUUCGAGGGUAUCGCGCUUGGAACUUGCAUUGCCGAACUGCCAAGGGCCGCUGCCAACACGAUGCAGAAAUGCAUCAUGGCCGGUACCUUUGCGCUCAUCACGCCCAUCGGCAUGGCUAUUGGUAUUGGUGUGCUUAAGAAAUUCAACGGCAACGACCCCAGCACUAUCGUUGCGAUUGGUACGCUUGAUGCGCUCUCCGCGGGUAUCCUCGCGUGGGUUGGUAUCGUUGAGAUGUUGGCGAGAGAUUGGAUGCAAGGAAAGUUGUUGAAUGCUGGCGUGGUGAGGACAGUUUGCGCCAUGUUCGCGCUCAUCUGCGGUUUAAUCCUGAUGAGUGUUCUCGGCAAGUGGGCGUAAUCGAAUUUACAAUGACUGUACGGACUGAUAUGAAUUAUGGCAUUGCAUUUGCAGCGGGAUAUAAAUACGGCACCAUAUAGACUAUACCAACCUCAACGUUUGAGCGGAA